Molecule: messenger RNA, 1228 nt
Organism: Dermatophagoides pteronyssinus (European house dust mite)
Lineage: Eukaryota; Metazoa; Arthropoda; Arachnida; Sarcoptiformes; Pyroglyphidae
Source: RefSeq, a predicted model, not a curated record
UAUUAUUUAUUUUAUCAUCAUUAGAUUCGAUGUUUUUUCUUUGAAUUUCAUUUCAGUUCUAAAUAUCUAUUUUUUAUGUUAAAUUUUUCCGCAUAAUGGCCAGAAAAAGAAAGAAGAAAAAUAGUGAUUUCCAAAAGAUUAAAUUGAAAGCCGGAAAAAUAUUACCCAAACAUCUUAAUGAAGCCAGACCCGAAAUCAAGGCGAAAAAAAUCCAAAUUAAUUCGACAAUCGAAUCGAUUGAUCCGAUAAGAUUUUUAUCAAAUUCUUCAAUCAAUACUAAGCUCAAAUUAAUCUAUUUAACCAAAUUCAAUAAGAUAAUUUCGCAAGAUGAUAGUCAAUUGUAUGAUGGUGAACAAAUACAAAUCAUCUGUCGAUAUCUUACUGAUGAUGAUAACCGUGUUCGUUCGGAAGUGUUGAAAGCAUUACGUAUUUAUUUUAAAAAAAUCAAUGCUUGGCCUAAUCGAUCACAAUUUUCACCAACGUUGAUGAUGAUUAUGACAUUUGUUAGCUGUGGUAGUACCCAUAUUGAUCAAAGUAUUCGCAACGAUUCGGAAAAAUUAUUAGCUUCCAUCAUUGAACAACAUGAUUCAUCUAUAACACAACAGUUGAUGCAAUUGUUCAUGACCAAAAUCACUUCAUCUACAUUCAGAUCAUUAGAUUCAAAAUUUUAUCAACUCUUAAAAAAAUUUAUUUAUAAAAUCAAUGAGCAAAUACCUUCAGUAUCGAAUGUCGAACAGCAGGUGGCUAUCGAACCAAAAAAAUUAAUCUGGAAUGAUGAUCAUGUAAAUUUUUUACAAUUGAACGACAGACGAUCUCUAAAUGAACGAUUUUCAAACCCAUCAAGCUUGAAUUUAACAUUUCAGAAUAUUGCUCAAAAUAAUAUCGAUAAAUUAUUCUUUCAAACUGUCAAAGAAAUGGUCAUCAGAGAUAUAAAAUCAUUGAUUGGAAUAGGAACGGGGCGAGUAUUAUCACAAAUAGAUAGCAUCAAAGCUAUCAAUGCACUUGAAAUAAUACGCCAACUUGAUUGUUAUAAGGAAUUGUUUCAAUUUUGGAACAAUCCCGAUGAAAUUCCACGUAUUACAUUGAUGCAAGAUAAUCAACAAUCGACCAGACGACAACUAAUGGAUAAAAAAAAUCAACGAAUAUAUGAUGUUCAGGUGCAUAUAAAUCGUUUAUUAAACAAUUUGAGAUUUUUAAAAAUCAAAAAUAAAUAAUAAUAAAAUGAUUG